Molecule: messenger RNA, 894 nt
Organism: Cadophora gregata
Lineage: Eukaryota; Fungi; Ascomycota; Leotiomycetes; Helotiales; Ploettnerulaceae
Exons: 4
Coding region: 1-894 (297 amino acids)
Source: RefSeq, a predicted model, not a curated record
AUGGGAGCCUCUAUCCAAGGCUCCACAAGGCCUGUACUUUUCUCUAUUGUUGGCAUCCUCAGCUUGAUCAUUCUCGUGCUCGGCAGCAUAUGGUUCUACCGGCUGUACACAACCCGCGGAUUCCACCUCACCGAUUUCGAACGCUUAUCGAAAGAAGCCCGCCACCUCGCCCAAGAGACAGACAUAAUCCGCAAAGACAUAUUAUGUGACUCCUUCACUUCCGAGGAGUCCGUCAGAAUCGCGAACAUGGAGCAUACCAAGGCAGCGGAGGACCUAGACUGCGGGAUCAGAAUCGCGCUGAGCGCGUGGGAGGAUAUCAUGCAGCCCGAUGAGGGCGAUGCGUUGGAUGAGGAGGCUGCCGUUGGUGGGAUGGGGAGUAUGGGGAGGAAGGUGGAGAGGAGGCUGAGGGAAAGGAGGAAGAGUCAUGGACGGUAUGUGAUUGGGUUGAUGAGGGGCAAGGCGAUGGAGGGAUUGGAGAGGAGGAAAGAACUUAGUCGUGGGUUGCAGGCUAUGCAUUUGGAGAUUUUGUCGAGGAAAACCGAUGUCGCGUCCAGUCUUGCGAACUACCGCUUUGCAAGCGGCGGCAGUAAAAGCAGUAUUAUGAGGAAAGCAAUGCCUAAAAAGUUCCGCUCGCACUUUCAUCCACGACCUGAUUCCAGGAAAUCUGCACGACCCUCGUCGCCUCUCACUCAGCAGCACACACCCGAACCAGAAGCAGAACCCAUGUCGCCGACAGCCACGAGUGCCAUGCUUCCUUCAAUAGAAAAAGAUGAAAGCUGUCCUGCUCCAGGUGACAAGUCUCGUGAUGAGCUGCUCGGGUCGGUGCAGAAGGAGAACGUGCAGAAGCAGGAUAGCCGCAUCCAGGUACGGUUUGCAGCAGUAAAGGAUGUUUGA